Aspergillus nidulans FGSC A4 is the source of this 1131-nucleotide messenger RNA. RefSeq lists its product as uncharacterized. The record is from RefSeq and is a predicted model, not a curated record. NCBI's taxonomy places the organism in Eukaryota, Fungi, Ascomycota, Eurotiomycetes, Eurotiales, Aspergillaceae. The transcript has 2 exons. The coding region runs from base 1 to 1131 and encodes 376 amino acids.
AUGGCACCUCAACGUAUCCUCACUACCCCCUCUCCCUCCCUCAAUCCAACCACGCCAAAACAAUGGCACGAGCACCUCACAGUCGACCUAUUCGUAACGGUCCUGAACCGCUCGGUUUUCCACCCCUUCAUCGCCUGGAUAAUCGUCCUCUGCCUCCGCGCCCAGGCUACUCCCUAUACGCACCCAGCGUUUCUGACCGCGACCGCCUACGCCACAUUUUUGACUAUUCUCAAUGUCGCGUUCAUGAUAAACGAUCAGAUUGCAUAUGGGGUGCCUAGACAGGUCGAUCUGAGCGACGAAGUUGUCGUGAUUACCGGCGGGGCAAGCGGGGUCGGGAGAUUGAUUGCGCAAAUCUAUGGUUUGCGUGGCGUGAGCGUUGCAGUGUUGGAUAUUGCGGAGCAGAAGGAUGUGAAAGGCUGGGAAGACGUCGGAGGGGUUGAGUAUUAUAAGUGUGAUAUUACGGUGAGGGGUGAAGUUGAGGAAGUGGCGCGGAGAAUCAAAGAAGAUUUGGGCACGCCAACGGUGCUUGUGAACUGUGCAGCGACCCGAAUUAACGGCCAGCCGCUCCUGUCACUCUCUGCUGAAGCAUUCCAAAAGACCAUACAGACGAAUCUUCUAGCGGUCUUCCACACCUGCCAAGUGUUCCUCCCACAUAUGCUGUCCCGCGAGAACGGAGGCACCAUCGUGAACGUGAGCUCGGUCCUUGGACAGCUGUGCGCCGCUGGUCUCGCAGACUACUCAGCAAGCAAGGCUGGCCUCAGCGCCCUGCAUCGCGCCUUGGAGGCUGAACUCCGGGUAUCAGGAAACGCGGAUAAAGUGAAAAUGGUGCUGGUCGAGACCGGCCAGAUAUCUACGCCACUGUUCAUGUUCAUCAAAACGCCAAACUCCUUUUUCGCACCUGUCCUCGAACCCAUUCGUGUUGCUCAAAAGAUCGUCUCCCUGAUAGACAAUGGUAGAAGCGGUGUUAUCAGAUUGCCGGCAUACGCCAUGUUUAUCGACAUAUAUGCGGCUCUGCCAGCAGGUCUCCAGCAGAUCGCCCGACGUUUGACCGGUAUUGACUUCGCCGUACCACAAGCGUCGUCUCAAACAAAGCAGCCUGGAAAUCCCAAACCAACAGUCAAGAGAAAAUAG